Lagopus leucura (white-tailed ptarmigan) is the source of this 2774-nucleotide messenger RNA. RefSeq names its product fibroblast activation protein alpha (gene FAP). Bases 267 to 2546 code for a protein of 759 amino acids. Lineage: Eukaryota; Metazoa; Chordata; Aves; Galliformes; Phasianidae. Gene Ontology annotation, biological process: proteolysis. The transcript is spliced from 26 exons. Gene Ontology annotation, molecular function: dipeptidyl-peptidase activity; serine-type endopeptidase activity. The record is from RefSeq and is a predicted model, not a curated record.
GCAUUGGUGAGAAGUAUAUAAUCACCACCACUAUAGCUGCCCAAUGUCCAUUUCUGCUUUGAGAACUUCCCCGAAAGCCUGUUUCUAAUUUUAUGGAAACCCUUUGAAAUUUGGCACAGUUUACAAAAGUAUGUAGGGAAAAAAAAGUCUGCCAGAGGUUUGGGCUCUAACUGUGAAAACAGACACUGCUUUUUCCAACUCCUCUCCUAGAUCCGCUGACCAACUCUCAGAAAAAACUUUGUGUUCUUUAGGAAGACUGCAGAAAAAUGAAGACCCGGCUAAAAGUACUAUUUGGCGUGGUUGUAUGUGUUUUACUUUCCUUAUUACUCAUGUGUAUUGUACUGCUUCCAUCCAAAGUUGUCACCACAGCUGAUGGUCCUAGAGCUCUUACACUGGAUGAUUACUUGAAUGGAAAUUUUCAGUAUAAAACAUAUUUUCCGUACUGGGUGUCAGAUAGUGAAUAUCUUCACCAGAAUCCAGAAGAUGAUAUUAUUCUUUUCAACGUUGACAUGAACUACGUAACUACCAUUAUGACCAACAGCACAAUGAAACAAGUUAAUGCUUCAAAUUAUGUGAUAUCAUCAGACAAAUACUUCAUAGCUUUGGAGAGCAACUAUUCAAAGCUGUGGAGAUAUUCUUAUACUGCAUCAUACCACAUUUAUGAUCUUAUAUAUGGUGGUUUUGUAACAGAAAAUCAGCUUCCACAUAAAAUUCAGUAUAUAUCCUGGUCACCCGUUGGACAUAAAUUGGCAUAUGUUUACCAAAAUAAUAUCUAUUUGAAACAAAGUCCAAGAGAGGCACCAAUUCAGCUAACUAGUGAUGGAAAAGAAAAUGAAAUAUUUAAUGGGAUACCUGAUUGGGUCUAUGAAGAGGAAAUGCUAGCGACAAAAUAUGCAUUGUGGUGGUCUCCAAGUGGAAAAUACUUAGCAUAUGUACAGUUUAAUGAUUCUGACAUACCAGUAAUUGAAUAUUCAUAUUUUGGUGAGGAACAGUACCCAAGAAAAAUAAUUAUCCCAUAUCCCAAGGCUGGUGCUAAAAAUCCUACUGUUAAAGUGUUUAUUGUAGACACUAUUAACAUUGAAGCAUUUGGUCCUAAAGAGGUUCCAGUUCCUGCAGUGAUCGCAUCAAGUGAUCAUUAUUUUACUUGGCUUACUUGGGUAACAGAUAAUCGAGUUGGUGUGCAGUGGCUAAAGAGAAUCCAGAAUUUUUCAGUCUUAGCUAUUUGUGACUUCAAAGAAAAUUCAAAUACUUGGGUCUGUCCAGAGAAUCAACAGCACAUAGAGGAGAGUCAAACAGGAUGGGCAGGCGGAUUCUUUGUUUCUGCACCAUAUUUUACCUCAGACAGCAGAUCAUACUACAAAAUUUUUAGUGACAAAAAUGGUUAUAAGCACAUACAUUACAUCAAUGGUUCUGUGGAGAAUGCAAUCCAAAUUACAAGUGGAGAAUGGGAGGCAAUUUAUAUUUUUAGAGUAACAAAUGAUGCAAUUUUCUACUCAAGCAAUGAAUUUGAAGGCUAUCCAGGAAGAAGAAAUAUUUACAAAAUUAGUAUUGGGAGUAAGCCUAUCAGAAAACUAUGCAUUACUUGCAAUUUACGGAAAGAGAGAUGCCAGUAUUAUACAGCGAGGUUCAGUGAGCGCUCUAAGUAUUAUGCCUUGAUCUGUUAUGGUCCUGGGAUUCCUAUUUCUACUCUUUUUGAGAAUGAGAGUGAUAGAGAGCUCAGAAUAUUAGAAGACAAUCAGGAAUUGCAGUCUGCUUUGCAAGAGAUCAUACUGCCAAAAGAAGAAAUUAAUAAACUUGAAGUGGAUGGUAUAACUUUGUGGUACAAAAUGCUUAUACCUCCACAAUUUGAUAGAUCCAAGAAGUACCCACUGCUUAUUCAAGUGUAUGGAGGACCAUGCAGUCAGAAUGUAAAGCACACAUUUAGCAUUAGCUGGAUAACCUAUCUUGCAAGCAAAGAGGGAAUUGUUGUUGCUUUAGUAGAUGGCAGAGGAACAGCUUAUCAAGGUGACAAGAUUUUGCAUGCAGUUUAUCGAAGACUAGGAGUCUAUGAAGUUGAGGACCAAAUCUCAGCAGUGAAGAAAUUCAUAGAAAUGGGUUUUAUUGAUGAGAAACGAAUAGCAAUAUGGGGCUGGUCCUAUGGUGGAUAUGUAACUUCUCUGGCACUUGGAUCUGGCAGUGGAGUAUUUAAAUGUGGAAUAGCUGUGGCUCCUGUUUCCAGCUGGGAAUAUUAUGCAUCUAUCUACACAGAACGAUUUAUGGGUCUUCCUAUAGAGUCCGAUAAUCUUGAGCACUAUAAGAACUCAACUGUAAUGGCAAGAGCAAAGAAUUUCCAAAACGUUGAGUAUCUUCUCAUUCAUGGAACAGCAGAUGAUAACGUACAUUUUCAGAACUCAGCACAAAUUGCAAAAGCUCUGGUUAAUGCACAGGUGGAUUUUCAGGCAAUGUGGUACACUGACCAGAAUCAUGGAAUUCCUGGACUUUCCAGCAAACAUCUCUACACACAUAUGACCCACUUCCUCAAACAAUGUUUUUCUUUGUCAGAAUAGGUAGACUACUCAGAGAAUGCUAAGCCAUCUGGUAUAUCUCUGAGAGAAUCCCACGAUAGCAGUGCCCAGGUUGUAUCAUGUUCAGGUAAAUUAAUAUCAGGAUCUUUGAAGUUUAUAAUUUGAUAUUUGCAUCCAUUUUUGAGAUUGUAUAUUAGCAGGUGUUAUGUUAAUACAUGUUUUGGCACAUUUAACACCUGUUUGAUAGCAAAAAAUAAAAUCGGAAUAUAA